Gordionus sp. m RMFG-2023 is the source of this 1659-nucleotide messenger RNA. RefSeq lists its product as uncharacterized. The record is from RefSeq and is a predicted model, not a curated record. The transcript is spliced from 2 exons. Lineage: Eukaryota; Metazoa; Nematomorpha; Gordioida; Chordodea; Parachordodidae. The coding region runs from base 96 to 1514 and encodes 472 amino acids.
AUAAUAUUUCAAAAUUUUAGAAAAUAUAAUAGUAUUUUAAAAUUUAUUCAUAAAUAAUAUACCGAUUCUAUCAAAAAAUUUUAUUCCUAUUAUUAAUGAAGGCACAAAUAUCUCAUGUUUUGAUAGCAAUUUAUAUGACCUUAUCUUUACUUUAUCAUGCCAAAUUCGUAAUAUCAGACAAGGUGAGCCGACUCAAUAUGAUGAACUCCAAAGACGAAGCUCAUUCUUUAAACAAAAUAGAAUGGGAACCAAAACAUAUCGUAGCCAACGGCCAUAAAGCAGAUGAUAGCAAAACAUUUCCUAUUCCGAAGCGCAACUAUAAUGAACAUUCUGAAUCGCCCAAAGAUUUUAUGAAAAACAAAAUUAAUAUCAGGUAUAGUUACGUUAAUGGAAAACAAAAAAUCCCGUUUAAAAUAGUAAAGGAGACUUGUUUAAACUAUGUGAAGCAAUCUUUGUUUGGUCAACAUUUUAAUUUUUUGAAGGAUAAUAUUUCAGAUUUUCUAGAAUCUAGCAAUAGAAAUACUAACAUCAAAGCAUUAAGGGAAGAGAUUGACACAAUUUCUGAUUUAAUUCAAAAUUUGGAACAAAAGCAAAAGCAAGGGAUAACUCAAAUGUCAUUAGAUUCCUUCAUUAUCAAUGGAUUAGCUGAUCAGACCGAUGCAUAUCUCAAAAACACAUUUUAUCAUCCUAAUCUAGGCUUCUUGGGCAGUGAGGUAGACAAAGUCUCUAACAGAAUGGUCCAUGAAUUGUUCAACAAUGAAUUCGAUGAUGACUUUAUUUUAGAAGAUACAUUUUUGGAAGACUCUGAUUUACAUUUAAAAGCCUCAUCAGAUUUGGUAAAACGUCACUCUGCUCACAAACAAAACUCACACAUAAUCAAUCAUGAGAACCGUAAAGCAGCUAAUCGUAAAAAAAGGAAUGUAUUAGGUACUACCGUUUAUCCUGCUCAAAAUCUGUCCUCCAUAACAGUUGUAGUUACCAAAAGUUCGCAUGUUUUAGCUAAAGAUAAUCUUAAAAAGGCUCUGAAAAUGAAAGAACAACAAGAAAAAAAAGCUGAAGCUGUUAGAAAUGCUCGUAAACAGUUAUUUAAACAACACACCAAAAAUCUUAAAAGUCUCAGAUCAGGGUGCGAACGGAAAGCAGCUCAUUCCGAAUUUUUAAAGAAGAUGGCCCAACAAAAGGUCAGUGAAUUAAAGUUAACGAUUCACAGAACUAAAGUAGAAUUAAAAAAAAUAAUCAAUGCCCAAAGAAAAAAAGAAAGUCUCAAAGCCAUUCAAAUAUCAAAAAUGAUUAAGCUAAAGGAUAUGAAGAUUAAACAACUACGAGAAAAAUCUUUGCAAGUUAGACAAAGGGCUCUAAAAAUAAAGCAAAAUAGAUUGAAAGAAAGGGGUGAAAUCUCGUCAAAGAAAGUUAAUAUAAAAAAAAGUCUUGCUGCUAUAAAUAGGAACAUUACUCUAGCAGCUGACAGCAUAAAAAGGAAUACAAAAAAUGAUAUGAGCAUGAAUUACUUUUAAACAACAAAUUACGUAUAAUAUUUUUUAAAAAACAAAAUAAAGAUUCUAGGAGUGAGUCUUACGUGUACAUAUGUCAUCGCUUGGGUAUUAUUGUAUAUUUUUACUUUUAUAACCUAUAUAUUUCAAUAUAUUUAAUAGCGCAAGC